CCCCUCGCGCACCAGUCCCGGCCCGGCAGCCGCUGCCCCGGGCUCGACUGGGCGCUGCUACCGCCAUCAGCAAGAGCAGGAGCAGCCGGGUCGCCCCAGCGCUGGUUGCCGCCAUCUCGGCUCCUUCCCACCGGCGAAGCGACGGCUGAGAGCCAGGAGCCGCGCAGCACGCCGGGAGAAACAGGCCGCAUCCUGACGCCCGUGCGCCUGCGCUGGGCCCCAGCGCCUGCGCACUGGCGCCCGUCCGCUCCUGGGGCCUGACGUCAGCAGGAUGGAGCCGCCCCUUUAGCGUGAUCUCCAGGAGCCGCCCCCUCCAGGGACGUCAUCACAAACUGGGAGCCCGCUUCUGUGUGACGUCAUAAAACCCGAUCCGCAUCAUGACGUCACAAUGCCCUAGCCCAGCCCCCUCAUUUUCUCUCUCGGCUCCUUCCUCCGCUCGCGUCGGGCGGGGACAUCGCGAUGAGGCGGGAUCGCGGCGCUAAGCCGGCCCUGGGUGGAGCUGGCAAGGUGGAACCAGGUGGGAUGGCAGCCUCUCCCACGGGCAGUCGCAGACGACUCCAACGCUACCUCCAGAGCGGCGAAUUCGACCAGUUGCGGGACUUCCCCAUCUUUGAGAGCAACUUUGUGCAGGUGACUCGAUUGGGAGAAGUUGCCAACGAGGUCACCAUGGGGGUGGCAGCCUCCAGUCCAGCCCUGGAGCUCCCGGACCUAUUGCUUCUGGCCGGCCCUGACAAGGAGAAUGGACACCUGCAACUCUUCGGGUAACUGCCUCCACCUCAGAGACCUUCUCCCCCUCCUCCCUCAGCUCCAGGCA
Molecule: messenger RNA, 814 nt
Organism: Cercocebus atys (sooty mangabey)
Lineage: Eukaryota; Metazoa; Chordata; Mammalia; Primates; Cercopithecidae
Gene: GARIN5A
Product: family with sequence similarity 71, member E1
Exons: 3
Coding region: 460-765 (101 amino acids)
Cellular component (GO): nucleus
Source: RefSeq, a predicted model, not a curated record